UUUCCCAUUUGGAACCAAAGCGAGGUCAAAGCCACGUAAUGGCGGUCGAAAGAAAGACGAAGAGUCGGCGCAAAAUGGACGAGGUGCAGGAGAAGCCCUCGAAGGAUGAGUAUGCUGUUGCCAAAUUUCUCCGAUUCGGUGUUCCGACCAGACAAGGAAGACUGGUGGGGAUGACAGUACAGUGCUUCUUCGCCAAUAAAGCUGUGGACGCACUGCUGGAAUCCAAGUGGUCGAAGCAGGCCAAGGAACCGCUGUUCACCAACCGAGCCUCCUGUGUGUCUUUCUGUAACAGAUUGCUGCAGAAGGGUCUCUUCCACCGAGCAGAAAAAGUACAGAGAAGUAAGGACCGAGACAAGACCAAGAAGAAGAAGAAGCUCAAGGAUGGAGAGAAGGAUGAAGAAAGCAAUGAGGAAACAGUUCGGGAGAGAAAGAAGAAGGAAAAGAAGGGAAAGAAGGAUGGAGACACAGAGAAAGAAGAGGUAGAAAAGAAGGAAGAAGGAGAUAAGAAAGAGGAGAAGAAACCAGAAAAGGAGGAAGAAAAGAAGAAAAAGGAGAGGAAACUGAAGCUUAACAUGCAUGACGACCAGCGGUUCGUGGAUGGAGAAGAGGUGUAUGUGUGGAUAUAUGAUCCCGUCCCACUCAAGACCUUCCUCAUCGGCCUUCUCAUGGUGUUUGGUGCCACGGCUCUGUGCCUGUUCCCGCUGUGGCCUGAGGAGGUGAGGGUCGGAGUCUACUAUCUCAGUCUGGCUGCUGCAGGUUUUGUGGGCUUCAUACUCUCGCUUGUUGUUGUUCGCCUUGUAUUAUUCUGCCUGGCGUGGGUUGCAUCACUUGGAAAACAUCACUUCUGGUUCCUACCAAAUUUGACAGAAGACGUUGGUUUCUUUGACUCCUUCAAACCUCUUUAUAAACAUGAUUACUUUGGCAAGGACUCAAAAGCAGACAAGACGAAGGACAAACAAUCCAAGGAAGAGAAGGAGAAAGGAAAAGAAGAAAACGCUGAGGAAGCCAAAAAGGAAGAAAUUGAAAAGGAUGAAAAUUCUGGGAGUGAUAAAAGUGAAAAUGGGGAAUUUGAACUUGUGGAUAAGAAUGAACUUACUGAAGAAGAAAUCGCUGGAACAGGAAAUGAAGAAAUUCAGGAUGAAAAUGAUGACGAGAUUGAUGAUGAAGAUAAUGACUUUGACGAUGAAGAAGAUUCUGAAGAAGACAACACUGAGGGAAAGAAAGAUAAAUAAGUUCACAAUGAUUAGGAUCUGAUGAAGUAAUACAUGUUCUGGGCUGGUAGCAAAGACAUUGAGCUAAAGAAACCUGGAUAUGACAUCAUUAUGAAUGCUAAAGGUUCUGCUUCAUCAAAUUUUGACACAUUGUUUGUUUUAUUGGGGAAAUAUGACUGUUGUAUAAGCUGUGUUAGUACAUGGUUACGUCAGCAUCUUUGUAAGAAUGUUAUUUACAAGGUAUGUAACACUGUGUCAGUUUAAUAUACAAUGAUCAUCAUCUCAUGUUAAUAUGUAAUUAUACCAUAUGACUCUGGCCUUCUCUUUAUCAAGAAUUAUGUUUUGUAGACAGUUACAGUUUGGUAUUCAUAUUAGAGGUUUCCGCGACAAACAUCUACCUUACACAUUCAUAUUGUAAAACCUAAUUAGUGUCAAUCCAUGCACCAUGGGGGCCGGCUGAGAGCUUGUUGCUAUCAACCAGAUUGUGUUUAACUCUUCUUAGAUUUAGCAUUCUGCUUUUGGCAGGUGGGAAGGUAACAUUAUAUCAGGCUUGCUUAUUGCAAAAUUUCGUAAUUUUAGCUUUUUGAAAUCUAUACAGAAUUCAGACAUGAAUUGACAGACGGGUAGGCGUAUCAUGCAUUGUAUCAAAUAUCAGUUUGAGAUCCAUCGACACAUCAGACACCCCUAAUAUGAAUUGUGACAGGGAUUUAUCUAGGUUUCCAAGCUAAGUUCCCACAGCAUUUCGUUUCCAAAUCAGGAUAUUCUUUGUUACUCCUUAGAUAUGUACCGGUAGGUAUUUCAAUGUUGCAAUCUUUACAAUAAUACCCCUUCCACUUACUUGCUAUUUGGUCAGUGAACUUCCACCUGACUUCACAUGUUAUGUCAAUGUCAACGGGAAUUGACAAAAAUUUGCUCAUUUUUCACUCACACUUGAGGCGAAUAUCUGAGCAGAUCAAUCCCUGAGGGGAAAUUUUGGGAUAGCAGCAAAUUGAAAAAUACCAGAGGCAAUUCCUGCUUUGGGGUAAAAUAUCUUUUAGAUCUAAGAGUUCUAUCUGAGUUGCACAUUAUGAUGGAGUUCUAUGUCUUGCAUGUCUGUGAUAAGGUAAUAGCACUACUAACUGGAGUUAUCUCCCCUUUUAUGUUGUGACCAUCUUCCCAGCGGUCAAGUAACCAUGGUAACUUGCACUUAUCAUGACACGUCUCUCCUUGAGACUACCCCUGAUUUUGUGAAGCCAUAACACAGCAUCACUUACAGCACUUGAAUGUUUUAAUGAUAACAUGACUAGACAUCAUUAAUUUGGUGUAUCAAGGCAUUGUGGGUAUGAACAUACAGAAGCACUGAUCGUAAGCAACAGAAUGUGAGUUCGGACAUGUAUGUCAGAUAUAAAACAGGGCCUUUCAUAUUUUAAGACCAAGAAUUUGUUUGUUUGCUAAAUGUGAAGUUUGACAACCCUGAUAUUAAAUAAAUUGGGAUAACUG
Messenger RNA from Haliotis rubra (blacklip abalone), 2690 nucleotides. RefSeq names its product translocation protein SEC62-like. The record is from RefSeq and is a predicted model, not a curated record. NCBI's taxonomy places the organism in Eukaryota, Metazoa, Mollusca, Gastropoda, Lepetellida, Haliotidae. Gene Ontology annotation, biological process: post-translational protein targeting to membrane, translocation. The transcript is spliced from 9 exons. Gene Ontology annotation, cellular component: endoplasmic reticulum membrane; endoplasmic reticulum. Bases 39 to 1232 code for a protein of 397 amino acids.